Molecule: messenger RNA, 2735 nt
Organism: Xenopus tropicalis (tropical clawed frog)
Lineage: Eukaryota; Metazoa; Chordata; Amphibia; Anura; Pipidae
Gene: cactin
Product: cactin, spliceosome C complex subunit
Exons: 10
Coding region: 130-2523 (797 amino acids)
Source: RefSeq, a predicted model, not a curated record
GGUGAUCCAAUCAAAGACAGGUUCCAGUGGUUUGCUUUUCGUAGGCCCUCCCUUUCCUGUAACACGGUCACGUGACUUUGAUGUUCGCCAGGGAAUUGUCUGAAUUACGACUUGUGUAUUUCUGCUAUCAUGUCUUCGGUGUCCCGAUCGCCAGUUAGAAAGCAUUAUGCCAGCGAACAGCGAAAGAGAAGCAGCAGUUUCGAAAGUCGAAGUAGUUCCAGCGACGCCGGUAGAAAUUCAAGACAUUGCGACAGGCAUCGGGCAUCCCGUUCCGCAUCAAAUAGCGAUGACAGUACUCGGAGAAGAAGGCACCGGGCCACCUCCAAAAGCAAAGAAAGGUCAGGGGUACGGAGAUACCGGGACAGAUCUGAUAGUCGAGAGAUGCCGGAAAGGAGGAGACGUCAGCACAAAUCAAGCAGUGAAGAGAGUGUAGAAAGGAGGCGGAAGAAAAGCCGUGAGAAGUCAAGUUCUGAUUCUGGAGAGAGAAGAAAACAGAAAAAGAAAAAGAGAGAACGGGAGCACAGAAGGCAUUCUCCUCACAAAUCAGUAGAUGCCUCUAGUCAGAAGCCAGAGAACAAACAGAGGAAGAAAAGGUCUAUGUCAAGAAGUUCUGUGUCUUCUUUUAGUUCUCCGUCACCUGCAAGGUCCCAGAGCCCUAAGGAGGCAGCUAAACAAAGUCUCAGUCUAGAAGAACGUCUUUGUCUGAAGGAAGAGAAAAAAAAGAAAAAGGAAAUGAUGAAGGCAAUGGAAACACCAGAGGAAAAGAGAGCCCGGCGUUUGGCUCAAAAGGAGGCAAAAGAAAGAAAGAAACGUGAAAAGAUGGGUUGGGGGGAAGAGUACAUGGGAUACACAAAUACAGACAAUCCGUUUGGAGACAAUAACCUUUUAGGUACAUUCAUCUGGAAUAAGGCAUUGGAGAAGAAAGGAAUUGGCCACCUUACAGAGAAAGAUUUAAAAGAAAGAAAUAAACACAUCCAAGAAGACAAUCGCUUAGAACUGCAAAAAGUGAAACAACUGCGUUUGGAGCGUGAACGUGAAAAGGCUAUGAGAGAGCAAGAACUAGAGAUGCUGCAAAGAGAAAAGGAGGCAGAACACUUUAAAACAUGGGAGGAACAAGAGGACAACUUCCAUCUGCAACAAGCCAAGCUUCGAUCAAAAAUCCGCAUCCGUGAUGGUCGUGCAAAACCUAUAGACCUCUUAGCAAAGUACAUCAGUGCAGAAGACGAUGACCUUGCUGUGGAAAUGCAUGAACCGUAUACGUUUUUGAAUGGGCUUACUGUUUCUGACUUGGAAGAUUUGCUAGAAGAUAUUCAAAUCUAUAUGGAGCUGGAGCAGGGCAAAAAUGUGGAUUUCUGGAGAGAUAUGACUGUCAUAACGGAGGAUGAAAUCUCCAAGCUGCGCAAGUUAGAGUUUUCUGGAAAGGGACCAGGGGAAAGAAGAGAAGGGGUGAAUGCCUCUGUUAGUACAGAUGUACAGACUGUAUUUAAAGGAAAGACGUACAAUCAGCUGCAAGCUAUUUCCCAAGGGAUUGAGAGCAGGAUUAGGACAGGAGGACCCAAUCUUGACAUAGGAUAUUGGGAGAGUCUUUUGCAGCAGCUCCGGGCAUACAUGGCAAGAGCCAGACUUCGUGAGCGGCACCAAGAUGUCUUGCGUCAAAAACUUUUCAAAUUAAAGCAGGAGCAAGGUGUGGAAAGUGAGCCUUUGUUUCCUAUCAUAAAGCCGGAACCUGAAUCACCCAGUAACAGGGAAAGCGAGGUGGAGCCUUUGUCAGGUCAGCCUCCAUCAUCUACUAGUGCAGCACCGGAGGAGUCUGAAAGUGCAAUAGAGGGAGAAGAAAAGAAUGAAGCAGAAGGUGGAGAAUCUGUGCUGAUGGAGGAAGAUCUUAUCCAGCAGAGUCUAAAUGAUUAUGAUGCUGGCAGAUACAGUCCAAAGCUUCUUACAGUGCAGGAACUACCUUUUGAUGCUCAUGUAGUAGAUUUCGAAGAGGACCAACAGAGAACGGUGCUCUGCAGACAGCAACUGCAAGUCACAGGAGAUGCAAGUGAGAGCCCAGAAGACAUUUUCAUACGGAAGGCAAAAGAAGGUAUGGAUGGAGAUGAAGCUCAAUUUAGUGUGGAGAUUCCAGUCACCAGCAAAGCAUACCUUUGGGCUGACAAGUACAGACCCCGAAAACCACGGUUCUUCAACAGAGUUCAUACUGGUUUUGAAUGGAACAAAUACAAUCAGACCCAUUAUGAUUUUGAUAACCCUCCUCCCAAAAUUGUGCAGGGCUAUAAAUUCAAUAUUUUCUAUCCUGACUUGAUUGACAAGAGAUCUACUCCAGAAUAUUUUCUUGAAGCCUGCCAUGACAACAAAGACUUUGCCAUCCUACGCUUCCAUGCUGGGCCUCCAUAUGAAGACAUAGCUUUUAAGAUUGUCAACAGAGAGUGGGAGUAUUCUCACCGUCAUGGUUUUCGUUGCCAGUUUUCAAAUGGUAUCUUCCAGCUGUGGUUCCACUUCAAGCGAUAUCGUUACAGAAGAUAACUGCAGUGUGAACAUGUGCUUGCUAUUAUCUUUUGUUUUCCAUCUUGGAAUAAUGGAAGAACUCCAGAACUGUGAACCAGAUGUCUCUUAGUAAUUUACUUUCUGUGGAACUAGUGGCAUCUGUUUUGUUUCUAACCUUCCCAUCAGUGUGAAUGGAAAAGCAUUUUUCUGGGAAUAUUUUGUACAAAUAAACAUGGAAUUUAAAUACCAAA